AUGGAUGGAAUCAAGUGCAGUGAUGAGGAAUCCUGGAAUGUUGCUUUGGUUACUUGUCGCGUCGUUGUCAGCAGGAACGAUGGAUCAUGUCAUGUGGAUACGGCUGAGGAUGGUGAUGAUGGAUUGGAUGACAUUGAGGAACUGGCCCAUAUCUUUGACAAAAGGUGUUUUACAGUCAUGGAUGGUAUUGGAGUACUCGAUUCAAUGGACUCAGCAGCUACUUUGCGAUCAUGGAUGAAGUAUGAUUAUGGCGGCAGCAACCAAGAACACAAUGACACAGUUAUCCCUAUUCCCUCUAUGUGA
Messenger RNA from Lichtheimia ornata, 303 nucleotides. RefSeq lists its product as uncharacterized. NCBI's taxonomy places the organism in Eukaryota, Fungi, Mucoromycota, Mucoromycetes, Mucorales, Lichtheimiaceae. Bases 1 to 303 code for a protein of 100 amino acids. The transcript has a single exon. The record is from RefSeq and is a predicted model, not a curated record.